CUGAUGGCUUCGCAACUUGUGUCGAGGUUCUGAGACCUCUGAAACUAUAAUUGACGUUUUCCUGUUGCUUCUAAGGGAACUUUUGAUCCGUGUCAUUAACGCCGCGAUGGAUGCGUCUUGUUCACUGAGGUUGGAAGCAGGUUGUGCGCUCUCGCUUGGUCCCAUCUGGCAAUCACAGGACAGGCUCGAAAGAAGUCUAGACUCCGCUGCGAGACAAAACUCAAACGAUGGCUUACCACCUUCCAGAAAACGGGUUCGAGAAGAUGGUGCUAGUGAGAAGGAUGCUCCUUCUAGCAAGGCAAGCAGAGAGAAGUUGCGACGCGAUAGAUUAAACGACAGGUUUCUGGAGCUCGCGAGGGAGCUCGACCCAUCGGCGUCCGCCAGGGUGGAUAAGGCCGUCCUUCUCACCGACGCCGCCCAGCUGCUCGUGCGCUUGAAGGCCGAAGCCGCGAGCCUGUCGACAAGUAACCAGCGGCUUCAGGACGAAAUUACGCACCUCAAGGAGGAGAAGUCCGAGCUGAGGGACGAGAAAGCACGGCUGAAAGCUGAGCGGGAACGUCUGCACAUGCACCUCCAAUCACUCACAGCGCCCACCAGCAGAAACGGUGUUCUGCACCAGAAGCAAACCGCACUGGUUCAGAAAGCAGCGUUGCACUCAGCAUAUCACACACACCAAGCACCCAUUAAGCCUGAAGCUGUGCCGCUGUCUCACCACCAUCUGACGAUGUGGCAAUGGCUACCAUCGGCUCUCGCUGACGCAUCCAAGGACCAUAUCUUAACGCCUCCUGUGGCGUGAAAGCGUACUGGCGAGAUUCUACCUGUUUUGGUCAGCGACGUCAAAGCCGUGACCGUUUUUUGUUUGUUACUGAAAGAGCAGGUUGAUGUUUGCAUAGCAGUUAUAGCACCUGUUUUUUUGCCUACUUGAUGUGGCAUUAUUUUUUCGAAGCGUAGCUGGGCUAUGUUAUGUAAGU
Molecule: messenger RNA, 971 nt
Organism: Closterium sp. NIES-67
Lineage: Eukaryota; Viridiplantae; Streptophyta; Zygnematophyceae; Desmidiales; Closteriaceae
Source: the annotation of a GenBank genome assembly